Messenger RNA from Dunckerocampus dactyliophorus (ringed pipefish), 2655 nucleotides. Its product is annotated as C-type mannose receptor 2-like. The transcript has 6 exons. NCBI's taxonomy places the organism in Eukaryota, Metazoa, Chordata, Actinopteri, Syngnathiformes, Syngnathidae. The coding region runs from base 1690 to 2625 and encodes 311 amino acids. The record is from RefSeq and is a predicted model, not a curated record.
UUGAGCGAAUUGAAUGGCUGGGGCAAAUGCUGAUGCGCCUUUUUUUCUACCACAAAAGUCCUGAUGUGGGCAGGGCUUUUAUGCACCUUUGCCUCACUGAAGCGGCUCAUUGAUGUGACCCCCCUCUUGACCUUCUCUUGAAGCUUUUCUUACGUAUAGUGUUGCACCCCUGAGGCGACACAAGCCAAACCUGUUCUCCUUUGGAAAUUUUGGUGCAGGAGGAACGUAUAGAAUGCACAAAGGAGCCAGCCAGAAAGACAAGAAAACUGUUGACAUCACUUGAGUCUCACUCAAAAAAGGCAACCAAAGUAAGAAGUCUGGUGAGUGAGGAGCUCUUUGUUCAUUGUCCAUUUUGUAGGGUUUUCUUAUUUGAAAAGCACAAUAUUGUUUUUAAUUUGACUUUGAAGUUACGUCAUUUAAUACAUUUGCUCAUUUAUUAUGACUAACGUGAAUGUUCUUUCUCAGUGUGAACAGGUGAAAAAAUAUAUAUAUAUGUGUAUAUACGUGUGUGUGUGUAAUUGUAAUCUUUUCAUGGCACAACACAAAGGAAAUGAUUUGAUACAGUGUAAAGUAGUCAUUGUGUAGCUUGGAUAACUGAAUUUGCCACUGAUGUCUAAACCGCUGGCAACAAAGUGAGUGCACCCCAAUGCUAAACUGUACAAAGAAUUGUUGCUCAACAUCAGUGGUUCUCAAUUAUGUUCUGUCAUGCCCCCACUGGGGGACAGAAAUGUUUUUGCGCCUCCCCGAUUUGAAAUACUAUUGAAACUGAUAUUUAUCUGUACUGUACAGACUGAACUCGAAACUGACACCAGCGAAACGCAACAAAAUGGAGAGCAGUGUAGCAUACAAGCGUAUUCAAAAGUCAAAUUGCAUGCUGAGUACGACAAAUUCAUACAUGUUGGCAGCAGGUCUGUGCUAAUAUUGAAAGUCCGACAGUUCACUGCUCCCAGUUCCCCAAAGCACUGCUCUACAUAAAGAUUUUCUAGGUUUUAAGAAUAUUGCCAACACCCUGAAAUUGAGCACAGCACGGUGGCCAUGGUCGACCAAGGAAGUUGAAUGCACAUGCUCAGCGUCAUAUCCACAGGUUGUGUUUGUAAAAUAUGCGUACGAUAAGACAAAGACAAACUUAUUUGGUUCAGAUAGUGUCCAGCGUGUGGGGCAGCCAGGUGAGGAGUACAAAGACAAGUGUGUCAUGAUGCCCUCCCUUCCUAAAUUGAGCCGCAGGGCAGUAUUCUAACAAAGAUCCCAAACACACCUUCAAGACGACCACCCUUGCCGAAGAAGCUGAGGCUUCAGGUGAUGGGCUGGCCAGGGCAUGUCUCCAGACCUAAACCCAACUGUCAUGGACGCCAGGAGGAUUCCAGAGGGAACCUGUGACGCUCUAGUGAACUCCAUUACCAAGAGAGUUAAAACAGGUUGGAAAACAAAGGUAUCCACACUAACCAUUCACACUUCAGACAUUUUCAGUGGGGGUGUGUUGUUUUUUUUUUUCUAGGGAACAGCAAAUUUACACUGUUAUCCAAGCUGUACACUGACUACAUUGUAUCAAAGUGCUGUUACUUUAGGAUUAUCCCAUGAAAAGAUAUAAUUUAAUAAUUUGAAAUAAUAAUUUGCAGAAAUAUAAGGGAACUCACGUUUGUGAAAUACUGUAUACAAAACUGAUUUGUGUUGCAGGAAAACAAGUCGGGUAUGAACUGGAACGUGCCUGUCCUUGUCCUCAUCGCUGGCGUGUGCGCACUUCCGGGUUUGCGCGCUGUCCGCCAGUACCACUACGCCAAAGAAACAGUCAACUGGCGGGAGGCGCAGUCGCUCUGCCGUGACCUCCACAGCGACCUGGCCACAGUCACCAGUACUGAGGAAGCAAAGAGACUGGUGGAGGUGUCACACGGUUCCAUUGGCGGUCUUGGCGGCAAGACCUGGAUUGGGCUGCGGGACGACCUCAACAAGUGGAUGUGGUCAAAUCCUCAUGACGGCAACCUGAGGCCAAGCGUGUACAACAACUGGACCAAGGCACAGCCGGACAACUUCAACGGGAAUCAGUUGUGCGUGAAGAUGGUGGGCGAUGGCGGGUGGAACGACAACUCUUGCGCCGAAUUGUUGCCAUUCGUCUGCUACAAUGCCACUGCCGUUCAGAAGUUCGUCAGGGUGGUAGAGCGUCUGAACUGGUUGGAAGCUCAGAGCUACUGCCGCAAAUUCCACACAGAUCUAGUCACCAUCAAGAGUGAGACGGACAAUGUCAAAGUCAGGAGCAUUAAUGAUGGGAAAGACGUCUGGAUCGGCCUCAACAGGACUCGGCAGUGGUCUGACGGGAGUGACUCACUCUUCCGCUUGUGGAAGGCGAAACAGCCGGAUAACGCCAAAGGGAUUCAGCAGUGCACAGUGGUGGAUCUUGGCAGUGAGGAAGGACUUUGGUCGGAUGAAGACUGCACCUUGAAGCUGCCGUAUGUGUGCCUCAGAGAUAAUGUUCAUGUGGUCGACCUCCAGGUGAAGCUGACCUCCACAAUGACGCUGACCGAGAAUGAGCUCGCCGUGCUGGUGGAGAGAGAGUUUUCCACCAUGUUGAUCCAAAUGGGACUUCCUGACAACAUUGAAGUCCGUCUGAAUAGCGGCCUCAACCAGGAGUGACAUGCAGUCAGGGGAGGCAUAAAGAAGAAC